GAGGGCGGGGAGUGAGGCGCAGGCGGAGGGGAGAGGGAGAGACCCUGGAGACAGAGGCCAGGCGAUAGGGAAGAGAGACAGGCGGGUUGGGGAGGCAGACACAGGGAAGACGCCUAUGUGGGGUCAAGAGACAGCGUGGAGACCGAGGCGGUCACGAGAGCAGCACGGAUGCGUGGAGAGACCAACAGGCCAAGAAGGAUGAGGGGGCUCAGCACAGGCACCGGGCAGCCCCCGACCCGCCCUCCAGCAAAACUGGGGAGAGGGAAGAGGGAACGUGCGUCUCAGCUCCCAGGACCAGGUGCGGAGGGAGCAGUCGGCUGUGGGCGCUCGGACCACAGGCUGCCCCCUCCCCACCUCGCGGGACCUCAGGAUCCCAGUCGGGCUAUUGGGGGGUUCCCAGGCACCGGUGGGCCCCGGAGCGAGCCUGCCCCGCCGGGACUCCGCGUCUGUGCGUCAGCCCCGCCCGUUGUCCUGGCAACAACCCGUUGCCCGGGCAACCAGCUUUGCUCUCACCCCGCUUGAGAGGAGCCCGGCUGUUGCUCUGGGCAACGCGGUCUGCUGGUUCCCACGCCUGCCUUCGCCCGCUUCCGGUUCAGACCCUGCGGAGGGGCGAGGACGAGGCAGAAGUCAGCGGGAUGCCUGUGGGGCCGUGGAGGAAGAGGGUAUCCCUUUGGGAUGGAACUAGGUCCUGGACACCCCCUCUCAAGUGCGGGGAGGCUGAUACUACAACUCCCAGCAUGACUCGCGGUGGCUCUCUGGUUUCUACGCGGCUGUUCGCGCAAGGGCCUCAUGGGAGUUGGAGUUCUUUGUUGUGCAUGGGGCUCAAAGGACGUCUGGGGUGGGAAUGGGGGACUAGGGUGCUUGAGUGUCUCUGCAGAAAAGACUCUAGGACCCCGCCACCAUGUUCCCGGAGCCCCCAACCCCGGGGCCUCCAUCGCCCGACACGCCUCCCGACUCCAGUCGCAUCAGCCACGGCCCAGGUGCAGCCAGAAGUAGAGGAGCUGGAGCCAGCACCAUCCGGGCCAGGGCAGCAGGUGGCAGACAAGCAUGAGCUAGGACGACUGCAGUACUCCCUGGAUUAUGACUUCCAGAGUGGCCAGCUGCUGGUGGGCAUUCUGCAAGCAAUGGGAUUGGCAGCCUUGGAUCUUGGUGGCUCCUCGGACCCCUAUGUGCGGGUCUACCUGCUGCCGGACAAACGGAGGCGGUACGAGACCAAGGUGCAUCGGCAGACGCUGAACCCUCACUUUGGGGAGACCUUCGCCUUCAAGGUACCCUACGUGGAGCUGGGGGGCAGGGUGCUGGUCAUGGCGGUGUACGACUUCGACCGCUUCUCUCGCAAUGACGCCAUCGGGGAGGUGCGGGUCCCUAUGAGCUCCGUGGACCUGGGGCGGCCAGUGCAGGCCUGGCGGGAGCUGCAGGCGGCUCCGCGGGAGGAGGAGAAGCUUGGGGACAUCUGCUUCUCCCUCCGCUAUGUCCCCACGGCCGGGAAGCUCACCGUCAUCGUCCUGGAGGCUAAAAACCUGAAGAAGAUGGACGUAGGAGGACUGUCAGAUCCAUACGUCAAGGUCCACCUGCUGCAGGGCGGCAAAAAGGUGCGGAAGAAGAAAACCACCAUCAAGAAGAACACUCUGAACCCCUAUUACAACGAAGCUUUCAGCUUCGAGGUGCCCUGUGACCAAGUCCAGAAGGUGCAGGUGGAGCUGACCGUGCUGGACUACGACAAGCUGGGCAAGAACGAGGCCAUUGGGAGGGUGGCCGUGGGGGCGGCCGCCGGCGGGGCUGGCCUGCGGCACUGGGCGGACAUGCUGGCCAACCCACGGCGGCCCAUUGCCCAGUGGCACUCGCUGCGGCCCCCGGACCGAGUGAGGCUGCUGCCUGCGCCCUGACUCCCACCCCAAGCCCCCGGCCAAGCCUGGACUCUAGCCCCUGACCCCAGACUCCCGAGACCGGCCGAAGCCAAGCCAGCCCCACCCUUAAGCUUCCUCUGACCGUUACCCUCCCCCCACCUUCCACCCCAACCAUCUGAACCAUUCCUAUCUUCUCACCCCCAACGAUGCCAAUCACGACAACUUUCCAGCACACUCCCCCGACCCCCGCAGCCACACCCAGAUGCCCCAGGGACCCCUGGGAAGGGAAGGCAGCCUGGUUUCUCCUGCCCCCGGGUCCUGCCCCCUGCUUUGACAAUCAGCCAUCCUCGUCUGCUCUCCUCUCUCUUCCAACACAGCCCAUCCCUGCACUGCUCCUGGGGCCAAAUAAAUAUUCAGCAGCUCCGGUG
This is a messenger RNA of Pan troglodytes (chimpanzee), 2275 nucleotides long. It is a transcript of the gene SYT5, whose product is annotated as synaptotagmin 5. The transcript has 7 exons. Gene Ontology annotation, biological process: calcium ion-regulated exocytosis of neurotransmitter; synaptic vesicle endocytosis. Gene Ontology annotation, molecular function: SNARE binding; clathrin binding; calcium-dependent phospholipid binding. The coding region runs from base 636 to 1886 and encodes 416 amino acids. Gene Ontology annotation, cellular component: synaptic vesicle membrane; exocytic vesicle; plasma membrane. NCBI's taxonomy places the organism in Eukaryota, Metazoa, Chordata, Mammalia, Primates, Hominidae. The record is from RefSeq and is a predicted model, not a curated record.